GAAUGGAAAAAUCGUUGGGACGGCCAUUAAUGCAGCAAGCACACAUGCUUCCACUCCUCAGAAGAACCUCCUCACUUCUUCCCUCAAUCUUCUCAUCCCUAACCCCUCAUUCCUCCUCUCCACUCCCACUCUCUCUCUCUAAACUCAUCAUCAUGGAAAUCCCCAAUUCGGGGCUUUCCGGGAGGCUCGUGGUUUUGGCCCAACAGCUGCGCCUCUACAAGCCCCCGCCGACAUCGGAUGAUGACGAUGAGGAGGAGCAGAGGAUGGAGGAGAGCGCAGAGAAAGUCGUUGCGAAGGUGGGAUUCCCGGAAUCCGCUACUUCGGCGGCGCAAGUGCGGACUGCCGAGCGCUUCAGCCCGAAAAGGGCGGCGGUUCUGAUCUGCCUCUUCGAAGGGGAUGGUGGCGAGCUUAGGGUUAUUCUCACUAAGCGAUCGUCGCAGCUCUCGACUCAUUCUGGUGAAGUGUCGUUGCCGGGAGGGAAAGCGGAGGAGGCGGAUGCCAAUGAUGCCGAGACAGCAACGAGGGAAGCGAAAGAGGAGAUAGGGCUGGAUCCUUCGCUUGUUAAUGUGGUUACUUGCCUCGAACCAUUCUUAUCGAAGCACCUCCUCAGGGUGAUUCCUGUUAUCGGCAUACUUUCCAACAAGAAAGACUUUAAUCCUUCCCCAAAUGCCGCUGAAGUAGAAGCUGUUUUCGAUGCUCCCUUGGAAAUGUUCCUCAAGGAUGAGAAUAGAAGAUGUGAAGAACGAGUGUGGAUGGGCGACAAGUAUCUGAUCCACUAUUUUGAUUAUGAAAUAGACAACAAGAAGUAUGUCAUUUGGGGUUUAACUGCCGGAAUUUUGAUUAGGGCAGCUUCGAUCGUGUAUCAGAAGCCGCCUGCUUUUACAGAGCAAAACCCCAAAUUCAAAGUUCCAAGUGGUGUGCUGAAAGACACUACCUUGCCUUAAGAUAGCCAGAUAUGUUCAUAACUUCAUAUACUACCCCCUGUUGUGAAAAAGCAAUCUAGAUUCGAUUCACAAACAUUUCCUAAUCGGUAUUCUAAUUGCUCAAAUAAUCCUAUUUCAUCAUCCUAAUAAUAAACCUGAGACGGGCCAGACUUUUGAUCAACGCUAGCACAGGAUAAAUAAGUUUGGGAGCAUACUUACCAGAAUGCUUCUGAUAAGAACCUAUUCAAUUGUGUGAACAUGAUGGAUCUUUGUAGAGUGGCAAUGGUUUUAGCUGCUGAGAAGUCGAUUGGAACUAUGAGGUUUGCCGUUUGCACCACUAUACAAAUCAGCUGAUCACAGUACUGUUGUUGAAUUUGAUGAACUCAGUACUUCUUACAUUGAUGUUAGAAGUUGAGAAAUGAUUAGUUCUAGGUGCUGGGGUGGGACGACUAGUUAAAAACAUCCAUUUGUUAGCAAAGCUCAAAUUUGAUGACAAAGGUAUGCUUUGUUGUAUUUGUGGACCCAAAACUGCUUAAUUCGCGUAAAGUAAGCUGCUAUCGAAGUUAUGUUAUGAAGCACGUUUCUUGAUUA
This is a messenger RNA of Salvia hispanica, 1514 nucleotides long. Its product is annotated as nudix hydrolase 15, mitochondrial. Gene Ontology annotation, biological process: coenzyme A catabolic process. Gene Ontology annotation, molecular function: coenzyme A diphosphatase activity. The record is from RefSeq and is a predicted model, not a curated record. Lineage: Eukaryota; Viridiplantae; Streptophyta; Magnoliopsida; Lamiales; Lamiaceae.